Messenger RNA from Penicillium bovifimosum, 309 nucleotides. RefSeq names its product 40S ribosomal protein uS14. Bases 1 to 309 code for a protein of 102 amino acids. Lineage: Eukaryota; Fungi; Ascomycota; Eurotiomycetes; Eurotiales; Aspergillaceae. Gene Ontology annotation, cellular component: ribosome; cytosolic small ribosomal subunit. Gene Ontology annotation, biological process: translation. The record is from RefSeq and is a predicted model, not a curated record. Gene Ontology annotation, molecular function: zinc ion binding; structural constituent of ribosome; RNA binding. The transcript has 4 exons.
AUGACUCACGAGAGCGUUUGGUACAGCCGGCCCCGCAAGUACGGCAAGGGCUCCCGCGAAUGCCGCGUCUGCACCCACCGCGCUGGUCUGAUCCGCAAGUACGGCAUGAACAUCUGCCGUCAGUGCUUCCGCGAGAAGUCCACAGACAUCGGUUUCACCAAGGUUCGUUUCAAUCCCUCGCUCGACAGUGCCACUCAUUCCCCUCCGACCUCCGAAUACCAUACAAUCACAAUACACAACAUGAAGAUUUCAAUCGCCAAUCGACACAACCUGCACACCCAACACUGCCAAUCACACCACGCUGCAUAA